This is a messenger RNA of Odontomachus brunneus, 5092 nucleotides long. Its product is annotated as mucin-19. The coding region runs from base 648 to 3698 and encodes 1016 amino acids. Gene Ontology annotation, cellular component: nucleoplasm. Lineage: Eukaryota; Metazoa; Arthropoda; Insecta; Hymenoptera; Formicidae. The transcript is spliced from 9 exons. The record is from RefSeq and is a predicted model, not a curated record.
UGUCCCCUCUCCUCCCGCCAGAAUCAGUGUCGCGAAUCUCGUUUUCGAAGCGAGCGGUCCGCACGCACACACAUGUCGCGUCGCGAAAUCAAAUCAUCGGCCCGGGAAGCGACAGUCCGUGUAACAACGCGCGCCGCGCGAGUACCGUCGUGCGUACAUCGUGCGCGAUCAUCGGCCGCCGCCGUCGCGGCGUGCGUGCUCGCGUCGUCGUCGUCACCACCGCCGUUGUGCCCGCCGUCGUCGUCGUCGUCAUUGUUGUUGUUGUCGCCGCCGUCGUCGUCGUCGUCGUCGUCAUCGUCGUCGUCGUCAUUGUCGUCGUCGUUAUUGCCGUUGUUGCCGCCACCGAUGUCUGUUCUGUGCAUGUUCGUGCGAGCUCGGUAGGUCAAAAUGGCGUGAACCGAGCGCGCGAUUUUAAGGUUAUCUUCGUGGCGGGUUCCACCGCGCGGCGGGACCGCGUACGCCCGGAACGUUAAUUGUGACCGGGUGUUUCGGAGCGUGAGUGCAAGUCCCGCGCUUAUCGUCGUCAUCAUCCACCUCCGUCGUUGUCGUCGUCAUCGUCGUCAUCGUCGCUGUAGCAGCCGUAACCUUCGUCGUCGACGUCCACGUUCCACCACGAACACGUCCGCGUUUUCCGUGCCGUGAGUUACAUGAGUUAUGAGGACGGAAUGCCCGCAGGCAGUAACGGUCGUAUCCGCGGUUACCCAGCGCGGAUGUCCGAGCGGCAACAGCUCGCGCUAAUCUUGCAAAUGACUUCUCAGGAAAUACUGUCAGGGGGAACUCGUUCGGAAAACACGACUACCACGAAUACCAGCUCGUCGAGAUCAUCGUCGUCGUCGGCGUCAUCGUCAUCGUCGUCGUCGUUACAGCAGCAGCGCGGUGCGAAGGGUCGCUGGUCCAAUAAAAAUGGAGAGUCGCCCGUUCAGACGCCGAUCAAUCGCAAGGAGGACAUUCGCGUACGGCAGAUCCUCGUGAACGGCUACGACAUCAACUCCUCCAGAGAAACAAAUGACAUUGCAGGCGCCACCGCCGCCACCGCCGGCUCACCACCUGACGAGAGUGCAACCGCCGCCGCCGCCGCUCCCGACAGCCCGUGCUCUCCUGCCGAGAUCACCGUGCCACCGGCGUCGUCGGCUUCAGCAGCGCCGUCGAGCGAGCAGCAAGAGCAGCAACAGCCGCCGCAACAACAGCAGCAGCAGCCGCCGCUCUACCAACAACACAACACCCAGUACCAACAGCAGCAACGCGCAGCCGGGAGUGCCGCAGCCGCUGCACCGCACGUCGCCGAGGACAGUGGAGCCCCCUGUGAAAUGCGGAGAACACCACCGCAAAAUAAAGUCGAUAGAUCGGGAACCGGGCAGUCUGGAAGCUCGCCGAGGGUGACGCUCCGGCUCAACCAGGUGCGAGGCACGAGGGAUGAGAAGAAAGGAGGGGGUGCUGCGAACUCCCGUCAGGGCGGCAUGAGCGCACAGGGUCAAGGUCAGAUGGAGACUUCGUCGAAGACGCCGGCCAGCAGCGCGUCGUCGACAAGCGCGAAUGCCGUUUCCGGCUCUGGCAAUACGUCUGGCAACACGUCGACGUCGUCCGGCGACAGCGGUGACGUCUACGAGUUCAAGAGCUCAAAGGAACCGACACCGGUGAGGGGCGCGAGCUCGUCGCCGAAUCCUAAUCCGGACAAGGAGAAGGAUGGCGGCAAGCCCUCGAGUGGAGCGCAAGGCAGCCAAGCAACUAGCGGUAGCAGUGGUAACACGUCUACCGCAGCUGGUGGUUCGUCUACAUCCGUCGGCGAGACGGCGACGACAUCGUUGACUACUGACGAGGCCGCUGCCGUCACCGCGUCGCCAUCAUCGAAACGAUCCUUCGAGAGUGACACCGCAGACGAGCAGGACGAGGAGAACCGACGCAAGAAGCGAAAGGACUCCGAGAACGCGAAGGAGAACACGAAGACUAACACGACGGGAAGGCAAAGCACGGGUAGAAAUGCUGCUGGUGUUAAUGAGAAGUGCGCCAAGUCGGGCAAGCAAGGAUCCGGAACCGCGUCCGGCAAGGGAAAUCAAAACGCGAGUUCCAUCAGCGCGGAUAGAAAGAGUCCUAAUAGUUCGAUGGCCAGCAGCCCGAAACCUUCGAGUACUCCUGGCUCAACGAGCACGAAGACCGGCACUUCAGCGUCGGCCGAGUCCGACGGCGAAGAGGAUCGAUCAAAGUGCUCGGACUCGAAUUCUGCGCCGAAAGUACCGCCUCUGAAGAUUGUUAUUCCACAGAGUACUGCGUCCGAACAGGAACAGGGCAACAGGAACGGCAAGAAUACGGCGAGCAGGAGUCAUCAGUUGCCGUAUGUAGUCGCCAGUUCGAACAGCAACGACUCUACAGAUAAGGAUCAGGGUCAAUCAGCUAGUGGAACAACCAGUCCUACAGAGGGUGGCAAUAGCGUGAAAACGGAGGACAAAAAGGACUUUAGUGGAGCUUUGCAUGGGGAAGAAAGAUCGACUCAUCAUCAGAGAGUUCUGAGAAGUUCGCAUAGAACUGGAAAUGGCGGUAACGGUAAUGCAACGCCAAAGGAAGCUACGCCUUCGUCGGGCAAUGGAAGUUACUCCAACUCGUCACCUUUACCCGUUAACACUUCUACAGAUCGUUCAAAUAAUUCGUCGCCGCAGCAAACGAGACAUCACUCACCGACGCCAGAGACGACCGGGUCUGACGCUGGUAAAUCCAGUUCGUCGGAGUCCACGAACACGGGAAACGUCUCGAAGUCCAGCGCAACCGUAGAGAAGACGGAGAAGAACGCAGAUACUCCUGGAAAGAAUCAGAAGGACAGCGGUAUAGAGGUCUCGGAUAACUCUUCGAGCAACACCCCGUCGAACGCGGCGUCUAACGCGAGCACGUCGGCGCCGCCUGUGGAGCUUCAUCCCAGGAAGAGAAAGAUGAAGCCUAGCAAGGAAGCGCAGCAGGCUGCGGCUACCGCCGCCGCGAAUGAAGCAGCCGAGGCUACCAGCACGGGACCAGAAGUUCAUCCGCACGAUCAACCCAUUACUAAUUGUUUUCAGUUGUUUCUUAAUAUUAGAAAACAGAUCGAAAGAAGACGGAAGGGAUUGUUCCCAGUUCAACCGAAACCUCCUCAAGGCUUCAAGGAUUAUCUAAUGAAUCGCUGUACAUAUGUGUUAGCUGGAAACGCAAAAGAGCCGAAUUAUAAUCUACCUGUUAAUCUCCACGGAGCUAUGAAAGAUCUGUUUGUUGAGCAAGAAAAAGAACGAUAUCAUCUGAGAAUGCAACACGUAGUCGAAAAAGAGAAAUUGGUCCUGUCGGUGGAACAAGAAAUUCUUCGAGUACAUGGUAGAGCAGCCAGAGCACUUGCCAAUCAGUCUCUUCCCUUCUCUGUCUGCACGAUUCUCAAAGACGAAGAGGUGUACAAUGUCAUUACCCCCGAACAAGAAGAGAAAGAUAGGAACGCGAGGAGCAGGUACAACGGGAGAUUAUUUUUGAGUUGGCUUCAGGACGUGGACGACAAAUGGGAAAAGAUCAAGGAGGGUAUGGUAAUGAGACAUCAUAACGAGGCGGAGUCGCUGCACGCCGUUCAGCUAAUGCAUUGGGAAUGGAAAUUGAAGGAGGUGGGACUGUGCGAAUCCAAGGUGACUCCUCAGAUAGACGACGGUCACGUUCCGAUAGUGCACGUAUCAGACGACUUCGAUUUGCUACCAGCUUAGUGUACAACAUCGGUACAUGUGUCCUGGUAUCAUAGCCAGCUUUUUUCUGUCUUCGGAACUCCGAGGACGAUGGCUUUAAUCUGUGAUCUCUUUAUCGAUGUAUGCACUGCUCCUAUGUCGUUACAGAUUCACAUUACAAACUGAAUUACAAACUGAACUGCGACACAGUGAAUUCCGAAAGUGCAUAUUGUAUGGUAAUUUAAACUUGAUCAUUAUGUUAAGAUUCCGCUUCGUUCGAGUCAACAAACUUUGGUAACAUCAGGUUUUCGACAUGUCAAAUCUGUUUUAGACGAUCUAUAACGAGGAUUUAGAAUUAAAUUGUGUAUUAUUUUCUAAAUUGUCCAUGUGACAAAAUUAUUUGUCGAUGCGUGUAUGCGCAAUAUUUGCAAAUGUUACAUUUACAAAUAUAUCUUUCAGAACAAUGAUAGAAUAUUAAUAUCUGUGAAAUUUAUAUCUGUUUAUGUUGCAAAUUGCAAAUAGAUCAUCUAAAAUACACUUUUGUGUGUGUGUGUGUGUGUGUGUGUGUGUCUGUAACAAAGGAAAGAUAAAAGACAUUGUGAGGCUAUUUUCGAAAUGAUUGGAAGUUUUUAUUAGAAGAGACACGGUAGCGAUUUAAUAUUUUACAAUGUAAUCUAACGUGGAUUACACUAUAACCGGAAAUGAAGAGAACACUUCUUUCUUAAUAAUGCUUUAUUAUUUUGACAAUCGAGAAGAUUGAUUGGUCGUAUACGUGCGGUUUCCACAGGAGAAAAGGGCAAGUUGAGAUAUUGACAAAAUCACAAUGACGGCGUGCACUUAUUUAUGACGAUUCCUAAUGACUUUACUAAAUUUUCUAAAUAAUAUAAUAAUGAAAUGAGAUAGUGACGUCGAGGAGUAUCUCAAAUUAGCUAAAUCGAACUGAAACCAUAUCGCAACCUCGCAUUUGUUUGAGUAUCCUUCGGAUAAUUUUUUUAUUUUUCUUGACUUGGAUCCUUAAUCCAAUUGUGGAAACCGAGUGUCAUUGAAGAAGUGUAUCCUUGAUUUUUUGGUAUAAUUUACAUUUAGUAAGUUCUUACGUUCUGAAUAUUCAUUAUAAUUCUCAUACAAUAGUUGUGCAAAGCAAGUAAAAUCAUGAAUGAUUAUUUGAUGUUUGUUACUAUUAUUAUUGGCAAGAGAGGAGGCAGCCUAGAAUGUAGUUUGUUGCUGCACUGACAAAUUCGCAGAAGAGAGAAAGAGAGUUCAUACAUCUUGCAUCGUAACAAUCUUAGUACUGUAUCUCUCAGUACACACGAUUUCCAUAUAGCAUUACAAUGUAAAUAUUUUGUAAUUAAUGAUUUGUAGGAAGGAAAAAAAUAUUCAACGAUGUAUAAAGUUUUUCAUGUAAGAAUCGAUAAAUAAAAAACAUUUUUAAAUAA